UGUAUCACUUACACUACGGAAUCAGUCUUAAAUUUUAGCGCGGUAAAAGUGGUUGUACACCUAAAAUCAAUCAUUUUUAUUAAAAUCUUUGUUAUGCAAAUACUAUACAUUUGAGUUUUGCAAAAAAAUACGCAUAAUUUUAAUUUAUUCUGCUAAAUUCUCCCUUAUUUAGGGACUUAGUCUCUUAAAUUGUGAGGUUUUUAGUGAGUUUGUUGAAGCAAAAGUUCGAAUUACUUUCGCGCGUUAAUUAAUCUUGAACUUUGUGGUGUAAAAUAAUUGAUUGUGAUUGUCAGCAAUAUGAGUCUGAGCAGAUUAAGAAGUGCUGUGCGGUGCGAUUUGGUGAAAGUUAGCUCAUCAUCGGCUGUGGUGUCGAAACUUUUGCCUUGGACGAGAGAACUGGGUACGAGUAGUACGCAACUAAGUGUUGCCCAACACCCGAAGACCGACUGGAAUAGGGCCGUGAGCGAGGCUGAGAAGAUCGUGGGCUACCCAACCUCUUUCCUCAGCCUUCGAUGGGUCCUCAGCGAUGAAAUUGCUAACGUAGCGCUACAUUUGAGGAAGUUGGUGGGAAGCAGUCAUCCUGUGCUGAAAACUGCGAAGAACCUGAUCUACAAUGGCAAGAACAACAUGCAAGCGUGGGGGUUGAUCGUGCUGCUCAUCUCCAAAGCAGCUGGCCACAGCCCCGAGAUCCCUGAUAUGGAGCAGGAUAAAGCAGCUGGAGUCUUGCACAGUCAACGCGCUCUGGCGGAAGUGACAGAGAUGAUGAGAACAUCACACCUCAUCCAUAAAGGGCUAGUCAAUAUGAACGUGCGCCAGCGGUCCUUGGAUGUGGACACUAAUGACAUGCUGUUCGGGAACAAAAUCGCACUGCUCAGUGGAGACUAUUUGCUGGCUAACUCCUGCUCCGAACUGGCUAAUUUGAGGAACCAAGAGUUGGUGGAGUUGAUGUCGUCCGCGGUCCGCGACCUCGCUGAGGCAGAGUUCCUGGGGGAGCGGGACCUUCAGAACAACCCGCUGCCGUCACGACCGCUGCCUCUAGAAGAGCGAGGCACUGCCUCUGAAUGGGACUACGUGAUAGAACCUCUGCCCCUAGAUGGAGUGCUGGGUAGUGCGCGACGGGAGUGGGCAGCAAGGCACACGCUGGCUGCCGGUGCCUUGCUCGGCAAGAGCUGUUCUGGCGCUCUGAAGCUCGCUGGACAUGACGCUGCCUUGCAGAGUCAGGGCUACCUAUUCGGCUGCCACCUGGCUUUAGCGUGGCAAGCUUUUCUGGACUUGGAGUCAUUCACGGGCCCCGAGCCGUCCUCAUUCUCGUUGGUGGGUGCUCCCCUCGCCUUUACCCUAGAAGCGAGACCGGAAUUGUACGCGCACAUUGAGGCCGGCCGCCGCAGCAUACACGAUGUAGACUACCACGCCCUUUACCAGGCAGUGGUCGAAGGUGAUGGAAUAGAGAAGACCAAGCAGCUUCAGCGCGAGCACAUCGCGGCGGCUUGCGGGGUGCUCGACAGCCUGCCUCCAGGAGACGCGCGCACCGCCCUGCUCAAUAUCAUUGUUGCUAUGCACCAUCAACAUUAAAAGAGUUUAUUUUCGGAAAUGAGGGUAGGUCCAACAUUUAUGUAGUAUCAAGUAGAAGGAAUAGCGUCAUAGCGUCAUCAAUAAGCAGUGAUCGGUAUAGGUACCUAGUGCCAUUUGCGAGAUUUGUCUAACAUAGAUAUGCACCCCAAAUCUUGAAUCUCGAAAAUCAAUAUUCGAAUAUUUAUUAAACAUUUAUUUUUGUUUUAUGAAUUAUUUUAGUCAUUUGUAUAUUAUGCAUUUGUAUUGUUUUUGUAUACAAUGUUAUAUCACGCUUUUAUUUUAUUUGUGUGUAUUCUAAUUGUCUUCUGGAUUAACAAAUUUUCACAUUUAUAAUAUGAGUAGGGCUGUACGUAUGAUAUCUCGUACGUAUGAAGAAUUUACUUUUAUUUAAUACAAGAAGAAGACAAUAUUAUAACGUAACGUAAUCUCGAAAUCUCAAAAAUCUCGUGGUCAUAUCCAUACUAACCACAACAUUCAUGGUUAUUAACCUCAAAUGGCUCUACCUAUCACAAUCACUGUCAAUAAGGCAGGGUAAAAAGUCGCUAUGCAUCAUUACAAUUAAGGGAAUCAAAUCUUCGAGAAUGAGGGAAGUUCUACCAAGUACUAAUUCACUUAUUGGGUACCUUGAUUUUGAUACGCCCUCUAACCUUUAAAUGUAAAUUUAUGAACCAACUUAGUUGCGGCGUCUCCGCAUAGAUGGCAGUGUAAUCGAUGAUGUUUCAACAAGAAAGAACGACAACCACAACUGAUGUAAGUUCUCAAUGCAAGUCAUAGAUGGCAGUUAAAAUGCAACUUAUAUUUUUUUUGGUGUAAACAAAGGAAAGAUAAAAAAUAUACAGUCGUUUUUGAACAACUAUGUUAUAAUUAUUGUAUAAAGUUUAAAAAAAUCGAAUUUAUAAUAAUAUAAUAAAAGUUACCAAUAGGCAAAAUCAAUAGGUAGGUAUGUAUUUACUAACAUAAUGUUACCUUUCGUUAUUAUUAUUAGAAACAUAUAGGUAGGUAUUUUAAGAAUUUUACGAAAUGAUAACGUUCAAAGGCACUCUUUAGUUCCGGUUUUAAAACAAAAAUCGUUUCGUAAAAUUAAUUAUUUAGAUUUAUAAUAAGUAACGGAAAUACCCAAAAAAUAUCGUACCUAUAUCGUAAUAUGAGCUUUUGCUCAAACUUUUAUACAUUCCUUGCCUAAACUGUUUAAGAACUUGUUACAUGUUUUGCUUGCAUUUUUAAAUCUGAAUCAGAAUUACUUAUAUUUACACGAAUUCUUGACAAAAUGUA
Molecule: messenger RNA, 2844 nt
Organism: Pectinophora gossypiella (pink bollworm)
Lineage: Eukaryota; Metazoa; Arthropoda; Insecta; Lepidoptera; Gelechiidae
Gene: Pdss2
Product: all trans-polyprenyl-diphosphate synthase PDSS2
Exons: 7
Coding region: 298-1572 (424 amino acids)
Biological process (GO): isoprenoid biosynthetic process; ubiquinone biosynthetic process
Cellular component (GO): mitochondrion; transferase complex
Molecular function (GO): prenyltransferase activity
Source: RefSeq, a predicted model, not a curated record